CAUCCGCACAGGCUUGAGCGUUUCGCUUUUUAUCUCGUGGCCGCCGCCCUGACUGUCUUGGAUGGCCCGUUUUGGGUGUAUGACUUGCUUCGUCGAGCACCUAUCCGAGUGCGUUACCACUCAGGCUCAGCCCUAUACUAAUGCAUUGGGGCAGUUCUCAGAAUCCAAUACCUGGACAGACGAGGAGAUAAUCCGCGCUGUUGAAUCUGCGCCAUAUCUCGAGGGCUCAGACGACAAGCUUGUCCAAAUCUCAGAAGACACAGUCGUGAAAUUGGGCCACGACUGGGACUCUACCACCUCUGAAGCGCUCGCCAUGGAACUCGUCCUCAAGCAAACACGGAUUGCCGUCCCACGUAUGAGACGCGCCAUACGUUAUCAUCACCCAGAAGGAAACGGCCUGAUUGUCAUGGACUUUGUGCCAAACAGCCGGCAGCUCCGGGUGGCCUGGCCCUCAUUGUCCGUCUUGAGGAAGCUCAGAGUCGUUUUGACAAUGCGCCUUUACCUCCGCCAGCUUCGACGCGUCCAGCACUCUUCGUCCAACAACACACCCGGUCCGCUGGGUCCGACGCCCUUACCUUGCAACGGCCUUCAGUUCGGCUACGAUGCCAAAGGUCCAUUCCCAACCAUCUCCGCACUCGAGACUUAUUUCCGAAAAGAACAUAACGCUGCUGAAGACCGUGCCUCUCGAGGUUGGGCACCUUCUCCAAAUUGCAACCACUCGAUGCUUCCGCGUUUGCCUCCUUGGUUUUUACGCAUAACGUCCUGAACAUGCGCAACUUGCUGCUGGAUAAUCACCGUGUGCUGUGGGUCGUUGACUGGGGUUUUUCAGGGUUUUAUUCACCGUAGUUUGAGUAUCUUGGGAUGAGAUACGCCGCGCAGAAGGAUAAGGAUCCGGAGAGCUGGCAGAAAUGUAUCAGAUAUAUGGCAGAUCCGGCAUUUGAGGUUGAAGAGUGGAUGAAAGGAUAGGCUAUGACUUCACCGACCUGCCGCAGUGACACAGUUGUAGAGUCAGGUAGUCUUAUCUUACAGACUAUGCAAAAAGGGCGAAAGUGUUCAUAGAUUCCUCAGGACCCGAGAAGCUCCUGCACUUCAGAAGGCAGAGAAUCGCCUCAGGCAGGAGGGAGAAAGUCAGGAUGAA
Messenger RNA from Desarmillaria tabescens, 1138 nucleotides. RefSeq lists its product as uncharacterized. NCBI's taxonomy places the organism in Eukaryota, Fungi, Basidiomycota, Agaricomycetes, Agaricales, Physalacriaceae. The record is from RefSeq and is a predicted model, not a curated record. The coding region runs from base 62 to 766 and encodes 234 amino acids. The transcript has a single exon.